Messenger RNA from Stylophora pistillata, 360 nucleotides. RefSeq names its product tyrosine recombinase XerD-like. The record is from RefSeq and is a predicted model, not a curated record. Lineage: Eukaryota; Metazoa; Cnidaria; Anthozoa; Scleractinia; Pocilloporidae.
AUGGCAUAUCAGUUUAAAAGAGAACCACUUACACCAGAAGAAGCAGAUAAACUUUAUCAAGCUUGUAACAAUAUACAGGAAAAACUUAUUAUUUGGAUUUUACUAGAUACUGGGCUUAGGGUAUCUGAACUUUGUAGCCUUACUCCGCAAAAUAUUCUUUGGCAGCAAAAAUCUAUUCGUAUAAGUGGUAAAGGUGGGCUGUAUGGAAAAAAGACAAAGAAAAGAGUUGUCCCGAUGUCUAAUAGAGUGCAAUCUCUCUUGGAGCAUUAUUUUGCAAUAACUGAUAAAUUUCCAAUCGGUCCCAGGCAAGUUCAAAAGAUAGUCAAAGAAAUUGCUAAUAGGGCCCAAAUAUCAAAAACG